This is a messenger RNA of Elephantulus edwardii (Cape elephant shrew), 2100 nucleotides long. RefSeq names its product protocadherin beta 14 (gene PCDHB14). Gene Ontology annotation, molecular function: calcium ion binding. Gene Ontology annotation, biological process: homophilic cell-cell adhesion. Gene Ontology annotation, cellular component: plasma membrane. Bases 1 to 2100 code for a protein of 699 amino acids. The transcript is spliced from 2 exons. NCBI's taxonomy places the organism in Eukaryota, Metazoa, Chordata, Mammalia, Macroscelidea, Macroscelididae. The record is from RefSeq and is a predicted model, not a curated record.
AUGAAGACCAGAGGCGCGCUCACUCGGCGGAAAAGGCAAGUCUUGCUUCUCUUUGUUUUACUGAGAUUGUCUCAGGCGAGUCUUGAAUCUGGGCGUUAUUCUGUGGAGGAGGAAAACGAGAUUGGUUUUUUUGUGGCCAAUGUAGCAAGGGACUUGGGGCUAAGGGUGGAAGAACUAUCCUUAAGAGAGGCACGGGUGGUGUCUGAUGAUAACAAAAAGUAUUUGCAUCUUGAUUUGCAAACGGGGGAUUUGUUCUUAAAUGAGAAACUGGACCGAGAGGAGCUGUGCGGCUCCACUGAGCCAUGUGUACUGCAUUUCCAAGUGUUACUGAAAAACCCUUUACACUUUUUCUGGGCUGAGCUGCACAUCAAAGAUAAAAAUGAUCACUCUCCUACAUUCCUGGACAAGGAAAUACUUCUGAAAAUUUCAGAAACUACCACUAUUGGAACCACGUUUCUAAUGGAGAGUGCUCAAGAUUUGGACAUAGGAAGCAAUAGCCUCCAAAACUACACUAUUAGCCCCAAUUCACAUUUCUAUAUUAAAAUUAGAGACAGUGGUGAAGGCAACAUAGACCCAGAGCUGGUCCUGGACAAAGCAUUGGAUCACGAAGAAGAACCUGAACUUAGAUUAACACUCAUAGCUGUGGAUGGAGGGUCUCCACCCAGGUCUGGGACAACCUUGGUAGUGAUCAAAGUCUUGGAUGUCAAUGACAAUGCCCCUGAGUUUUCUCAGGAAAUCUAUGAGGCUCAAGUCCCAGAGGACACACCAGUUGGCUCAAGCAUUAUCAGUGUCUCUGCUAAGGAUUUGGAUGCAGGAAAUUAUGGGAAAAUAUCUUACACACUUUUCCAUGCAUCUGAAGAUAUUCGUAAAACAUUUGAUAUCAAUGCAGUAUCUGGUGAAGUUCAUUUGAGAACUCUCUUGGACUUUGAAACAGUACAAUCAUACACUAUAAAUAUUCAGGCAACAGAUGGUGGGGGUCUUUCAGGGAAAUGCACUCUUCUAGUUAAAGUAAAAGAUAUAAAUGACAAUCCACCAGAAGUGACCAUGUCCUCAGUUACAAACAGAAUUCCAGAGAACACGCCAGAGACACUUGUGGCUGUUUUUAGUGUCCGAGACCAAGACUCUGGAGAAAACGGGAGAGUGAUUUGUUCUAUUCAGGAUGACCUCCCCUUUAUCCUUAAACCAACCUUCAAGAAUUUCUUCACUGUGACUACUGACAAAGCACUUGACAGAGAGAUGAGAGCUGAGUACAAUAUCACCAUCACCGUCACAGACUUGGGCACCCCUAGGCUGAAAACUGAGCAUAACAUAAUUGUCUGGAUCUCAGAUGUUAAUGACAACGCGCCCACCUUCUCCCAAGCCUCCUACACCCUGUUCAUCCGCGAGAACAACAGCCCCGCCCUGCACAUGGGCACCAUCAGCGCCACAGACAGAGACUCAGGAGCCAACGCCCAAGUCACCUACUCGCUGCUGCCGCCCCACGACCCGCACCUGGCCCUGGCCUCCCUGGUAUCCAUCAACGCGGACAAUGGCCACCUGUUCGCGGUGAGGUCGCUGGACUACGAGGCCCUGCGAGCCUUCGAGUUCCGCGUGGGCGCCACGGACGCACCCAAGCACAGGCUCCUGGUGCUGGUCAAGGACAAUGGGGAGCCGCCCCUGUCUGUCACCGUCACGCUGCACGUGCUCCUGGUGGAUGGCUUCUCUCAGCCCUACCUGCCUCUGCCUGAGGUGGCCCCUGAGGAGCCCCACGCUGACUCCCUCACUGUCUACUUGGUCAUCGCUCUGGCCUCGGUCUCCUCGCUCUUCCUCUUCUCUGUGGUCAUGUUCGUCACCCUGAGAUUGUGCAAGAGGAACAAGGCCACUUCUGUGGGUCGCUUUCCAGUGCUAGAAGACCACUUUCCAGACCACUUGGUGGAUGUGAGUGGCACCGGGACCCUGUCCCACAGCUAUCAGUAUGAGAUUUGUCUGGCUGGACCUUCUGGGACUAAUGAGUUCAAAUUUCUGAAGCCCAUAAUUCCCAAUCUCCCAGUCCCCGGCCCUGGCAGAAAUAUUAUGGAAAAUGCCAAUAUACGAAAUAGCUUUGGUUUCAAUAUUCAAUAG